Molecule: messenger RNA, 1023 nt
Organism: Daktulosphaira vitifoliae (grape phylloxera)
Lineage: Eukaryota; Metazoa; Arthropoda; Insecta; Hemiptera; Phylloxeridae
Product: general transcription factor II-I repeat domain-containing protein 2B-like
Exons: 1
Coding region: 1-1023 (340 amino acids)
Source: RefSeq, a predicted model, not a curated record
AUGACGGUCAGUAAAAAACGUACAAUCUCGGAUGAAAGUCGUGUUUUUCAAGAAAAAUGGUCCCAUAACUAUUUUUUUAUUCAAGUUAAAGAAAAGGCGAUAUGUUUGAUUUGUCAAGAAUCGAUUGCAGUGAUGAAAGAGUACAAUUUAAAACGACAUUAUAGUACCAAACAUGCAGCAAAAUAUGAUAUGAUAGAAGAAAAACUUCGAAUUGACAAACUUGCAUUGUUAAUGAAAAAUAUACAAGGUCUGUAUUUAAGUUUAAAAACAGGUCAUAAAGACUCAGAAGCCAGUAUCAAAGCUAGUUAUAUAAUAGCACAAAAAAUUGUCGCUAAAUCGAAGCCGUUCACUGAUGGUGAAUUUAUAAAAGAGUGCAUGGAAGUUUCCUUUGAAAUUUUAUGUCCAGCACAAAAACAAAUUUUUUCCAAAUUGAGUUUAUCAGGUGUAACUAUAGCAAGGCGUAUAGAAGAACUAGGAACAAAUAUUGAGAGUACCCUAAAAGAACGAAUUUCUAAAUUUAUUUUUUAUUCGCUGGCCCUUGACGAAAGUACAGAUUUGUCAGAUACAAUUCAAUUAGCAAUUUUUGUUCGGGGUGUCGAUUCUAAUUUUAAUAUUACUGAAGAAUUAGCCGCGCUUUUUCCAAUGAAAGGCACAACAAAAAGUUGUAAUAUUUUUAAUGCAUUAAAAUCGACAUUUAACCGUUUUGACAUCAAAUUAAAUAACCUUUCUGGAGUUAUAACAGAUAGAGCCCCAUCAAUGAUUGGAAAAAAUGAAGGACUCAUAGCGCUCAUUAAAAAAGAAAUGGGGACAUGUGGUGCAUUACAACUGAUACAAUAUCACUGCAUUAUCCACCAAGAAAAUUUAUGUGGGAAAUCUGUUGGUUUUCAAACUAUUAUGAAAGAUGUUGUAAAAAUAGUAAAUUUUGUCAGAUCAAGAGCAUUGAAUCAUAGAGAAUUUAAAAACUUUCGAAGUGAAAUAGACGCUGAACAAGGUGAUCUAAUCUAUUUUACAGAUGUUCGUUAG